Molecule: messenger RNA, 9732 nt
Organism: Colletotrichum paranaense
Lineage: Eukaryota; Fungi; Ascomycota; Sordariomycetes; Glomerellales; Glomerellaceae
Product: fermentation associated protein
Exons: 1
Coding region: 1-9732 (3243 amino acids)
Biological process (GO): fermentation
Cellular component (GO): membrane
Source: RefSeq, a predicted model, not a curated record
AUGCCGCAAGAAGGGGAGCCGAACCCCACGCCGACCGAGACUCCGGCCUUUCGAUGGGAGUUUCUCGUAUACUUGAUCAUAUGCGGUGCUCUCGCCGUCUUCUUCCUCCUCUACUUCAACAGAGCCUUUGGAUCGCUCCUUUCGUGGGGCAUACGAACCUACACAUGGCAUCGCUACCGACUCUACAUAGACAUACAGGCCCUCCAGGUCUCGCUUCUUGGUGGACGUAUAUUCUUCACCGGUCUACGAUAUCACGGCAAUAACGAGACGUUCCUGAUUCAGCAUGGCUACGUUACAUGGCGAUACUGGCUACGGCGAGUGCGCGAGGUGGACAUAAAAGCUUCAGCACAACAGCAAGCUGAGCAGGCUUCUGCCGGGACAAACGGACGACACUCGAAUCUGCCCUGCCGAGUUACAAUGUCCCUGGUUGGCCUGGAAUGGUUCAUCUACAACCGGAGCCCUGCCUAUGACAGCGUUCUGGCUGGCCUCAAGGAGCCAACAGCGACUGCCGAGAACGUGUCGACCGCUUUCGAGUCCAAAGACGAAAACGCUUCGCUGAGAAACCGAGGACAGAGGACGACCGAGAAGCCGGAGCCGUCGCUAGAUUCCGCAGAACACGAAAAGCAGACAUCUGGCGCGGCUCUGCUGUCGAGAAUUGGCAACACCUUUGGACGCCGUGGAUCUUCGGCUAGUCAGACUAGUACCCCCUCCGAUGGCCCGGCUGGCAGCAACGAUGAUGUUCAGGCGGACUCGGAUUUGCCAUUUCUCCUGCAGCUCUUCCCCAUCUUUGUGACAUGCCAAAAGGCAGCUGUAGUCAUGGGAAACGACAACACCAAGGCCAUAUUGAUUGUCAAGGCCGAUGGGCUCUCUGGUGAAAUCGAUGCCUCAAAGACGUCCACUCCGGACCCGUAUAGGCAGAACUUCAAGAUCAAGUUCCAGCACCCAAUCGUAGAGAUGCGGGAGAACGACGACUUCAAGGAAGACCAGGCGACGAGGGCCAGCCGCGAAAAACAGGCAGCCCAGGAGCCUAGUCCUACGUACAAGACUUCAUUCUUCCGGCGGCAGAGACGCCGCACGCUGGGGACACUGCGCAACUUGGUGCCGUAUUGGCGGAAAUCCGUCGAAUCCUUCUCUCUGGGCUCGCGCAGUCCGCUCACCACCGCGGUGUCCCAAAUACCUGGCUCCAACCAGUGGCAAGGGUUAGCCCGCUACUUGGACGAAGAUGAGCAGGAUUCGAGGUUGCGGUGGGCAGGCGUCGAGUAUGCUGCCGAGUCCACCGUGGUAGACAGCCCCGAGGCGACGCUGACCAUCUACUGGGAUGUCGUAGGCAAGGUAACGGCCGAGGCGGCGAGCAGACGUUCAAAGGAGAAUGCUGCAACGUACAUCAACGGCGACGAGGCUCCCGGAUGGGGCAUGAGUCUUGCCAUCAACGGCGGCGUGGUCAACUACGGGCCUUGGGCAGACCGACACCGAGCGGAUCUUCAGCGUGUCUUCGUUCCCAGCUUGUCAAAAGACGCCGUUCCCGCGACGCCUUUGGAAGAGGGCGCCUACCGCGUUCCCACGCAGUUCAAAUUGUUUGUCGAACUGCUAGAUGAGGUGACGCUGCAUAUCCCUAUUCGAGAGGACUCGAAGAAUUGGAAGUGGAAGGGCAAAGAGCCGCCCAUGAAAGCUCCGCCUCAACCGAUGAAGCGCAAGCAGAGAAACCGUGCCAAGAAGAACACAAAGACAGACGCGGCACCCACCCGUCCCGGAGGCUGGCUCGACUUCAUCGUGCCUGGCAAUUCCACGAUAUCCUUCACCAUGGACAUGCUUGCCAGCCAAACGGGGUACCAGAUGAAGCUCGACGUCGACCUGCCCAGUACCGAGCUCGCGACCAGCGUGAACCACGAGCUUCUCUGGCGUUCAGGGCCUCAGCGUAUUUCCUGCGAUCUUUCCACCCCCCUAAAGUGGAAUACCCUCAGGACGUGGUACUUCAACAUCGUCACAGAACAAAUGGAACUCUUUAUACUGAGAGACCACGUCUUCCUCAUCAUUGACCUGGUCGACGACUGGGCAUCCGGGCCACCGGCCGAGUAUCUUGUCUUCACGCCCUUUAGAUAUUACCUCAAUCUCGAGCUCCGCGACGCAAUGCUUUACCUAAACGCCAACGACGGCAAUAUCAUCAACAACCCAACUGAUCUGGAGGACAACGCCUACGUCAUAGCCAAAAGCCCUUCCCUCAUUGUAAACUCGUGCAUCCCCAUUGACAAGUUCCGGCCAAGCAUGAAUACCGUACCCUUUGUUCUGAGUGCCGAGACGUUUUCGCUGUGGCUACAUGUGCCUCCGUGGAAUACGCAGGGCACGUUUCUCACAUCAAAAGAGAUCGGUCAUGGCGAGAACUUUGAGGUUGACGGGAAAUAUCACUACAACGCCACGACAUCGCCGGCCAACAUUGAUACCCUAGAAAUCAACCUUAGUCUCCAGUCCCCCACGGCAACAAUCUACGGAUUCAUCAUACGAUAUGUCUUGGUUCUCAAGGACAACUACCUUGGUGACUACAUCCACUUCAAGACGCUCGAAGAGUACCAAGACCUCUUGCAGCUCAAGGAAAGCAACCCGGAUGCAGAGCUCGCAAAUCGCCCACCUCCGAAAAAGUCCAACGACUUGGACGUAAUUAUGAGCGUAAAGAUUGACGACCUGCGCCUGCUGUUGCCUGCCAACCUCUAUUCCAGCCAGCGCAAUGUUCAGGUCGAGACUGCCGGCCUCUCCUUGGACCUCCGCUUCACAAACUACUACAUGGACCUGCAGGUCAAUCUCAACCCCCUGAACCUGUCUCUCGGAAACGCACAGUCAGGCUCGGAAACACCCAUCAGCGCAGUGUCCAGUACCCAGCUAUUCAUUGACGGCCUCACCAUCUACGGCCACCGUCUAUUCGGGCUUCCCCCGAGCGAGCCAACCUACAUGUGCAAUUGGGACAUUUCCGUCGGUACCGUAUCGGGAGAGUGCUCUGCCGACUUCUUGACGGCACUCAUGGGCGUGGGCAAAGGAUUCGCAUUCGAAUUCGACGAUGACGAGAACGCCUUGAUACCGCUCUCUUCCGUCAUUGUAUACGACGUCACUUUCCUGAGGGUGGCUGUUGAGGCGGUCCGCGUCUGGUGCCACGUCGACGAAGCGGCAUUCUUGUUCUCGACCGGUACCCUCGACAUCAAGUUCAACGACUGGGCCCGUACGCACUACUCUAGGCGAGCCGACAUUCGACUCCCGGAUCUUCAGGUCUCAUGUGUGAAUUCAGAAUCGGCAAUGAGACACAAAUGGAAGUCUCAGCACGGCGUCGAAACAGACGCCUUCUUCCAAGCCAGUAUUCGCGUGGCCAUUAUUGGAAGAAAGUUUCAUUUCUCUGAAGAGCGCAAGCUGCAGCAGGAGCUCAUCCGUCGCGAGGAUCAACGGGCUGGGCGAACUGAAUUUCUGCUUCUACCGGGCAUCUUGGAGGAAACGCUUCCUGACCAGCUUGACCCGCCGGCCCAGGGCUUCCCGCCGGUCCCGCACCCAACGGUCCUGGACGGCGUCGAGGGAGACCAGCGGUCUUUUGAUAGUCGUUCGGCCUUUAGUCGAUCUCGACCUCUCCGUCACAAGAGCUCGUUUCUAUCCACGUCCACCGCCUCCAGCACUAGCAGUGUGGUGAGGCCCAGAAGCUCUGUGAGAUCACGAGCAAAGUCUAGGCAGUCAGACAUGUUGCACCCGGACAGCUCUGAAGCAAAAAGGGGUGGGCAGCACCAGCGAGACGUUUCUACGUCGACCGGCCGACACUCGGCAUUCUACAGCGCCAUUGGAGACGUGAGAGAUGCAAGCCACCACUCGUCGGUGGCCUUCUCGAGCCAAUUCUACACUCCGCCGUUUCCCCUCGAGAGCGUUCGGCCUGAUACGUCAGAGGCUGUCAUGCAAAGCAUCGAGGAAGACGAAGCGUCCGCCUUUGGAUUCUCUGAAUUUGGUCUCGACGACAUUGACCCAGACUCUCUGACCGAGGAUCGUGCUCAUAACAGCAUCAUACUGGAAAUUCCGUCAGGCGUCACUGCGUUCUUGAACCCCUCCGCUGUCAAGAAUGUGUCGCUAUUACUCGCGGCGCUACAGCCGAGUGAUCCAGAUGAUAUCCUAGACGCACUACAAAUAUCAUCAAUGACGGAAAUCUUUGAUCUCCAAAAGAAGAGGAAGGUUGCCGGCGAAAUCACCGAUGUACUCGUCAGGGUCCCAAAGGCCAGCAUACGCUUCCUGAACUCUUCCACCGUCGACCGCAUGAACCCCGGCGGAGAAGAGCAGGACCAAUACGAUGUGACCGUGUCAAGACUAUCGCUGUGUCUUCGCUCGAUCGACGCAUGGAAGGACCCGUUGAAGCCCGUUGAGAGCAACAAGAGAACCUCCGUGCUGUUGAAGCUCGGAUCUGCCGAGGUGUCAGCCUCAGAACGGCUUUCAGGGGCUGAAGAGAACCAAGCAGCCUUUAUGGCGCAGAUUGAAAGCGUCAUGGUAUCACUAGGCUCAAAAGACGUCACGUACAUUGACGCAGACAUUGGCAGCAUCAAGAGCAGCACGGCAUCAGAAAAGAUCGAGUACCUUGCUUCACUCAUCCACAGGACCGGAGUUGUCGCUGCGGAACUGGGAGAGGUGCUGGGCCAGACAAUGUCUCGACACGAAGACCGCAUCAAACACUUCGUCUACAAGCUCAUGACCGAGGGGCAUCCCAUUGGUGACCCAUCCUUCUUGACUCGCCCAUCAGCAGUGUUGCGAUCUGCCGAGGAGCAUCUACGCACCUUUGAUUCGUGGAAGAUGGCUGCGAGACUGCGUCAAGUCUGGACACACCUGCCUGCGGCCUUCAAAGAAGACCUGCACUUGAGCUGCCUCGCGGCAUCAGCCUCGCCACCGGCUGAUGCUGCGCAGCGCGUUAUUGAUGCUUUCCAACGAUGGCGCAGCUGGGACCUGUCCGACGUGGCCAAUUCUUCACUGAUCAAGCAUGUCUUCGGAGCGGUAAAGGUGGACGACAAACCCGCAUCGCCCGAUCUGCCGAUCCUGGCCGCCCUGCGCCUCAAGGACGUCCAAUUGCUUCUCGACCCAGGGCCAAAGGAGAAUAGAGUCGUCUUCUCUGACUUGACGACGAGGCUGGAGCAAAAGGCAGUGCCAAACACCGAUGGAGCAGAAGAUGUGUCAAAGAACAUGACUGUUCUGAAUGUCUAUUGUGGCGAAGCUGCCGUCAUUCUCAACUGGGAACUGUGCGAGCUAGCCGAGGAUGUUUUGCGACUGUACAACAAAUCCAGCCGGGCUAACAAACCUCCUCAAGAGCCCAAGAGUGAGCCGAAAGUGGACAACACCUCAAAGCCGAAAACCCAAAAUGCAUUCCACGUUGUGUUGGCGGUCGGGCGAGGCUCCGUUGAAGUGGACACUAUCAACCUCAGCGCCACCUCUCUCGGCCACAACAUGAAAGUGUCUUGCCUGGUUGAUGCCUAUGAAACGACUGGCUCAUCCAUCAACUUCAUCCUCAGCUGCGAUGCAGUAACGUCCCGCCUCCAUCAUCGGUCGGAGCUGCUGGGCAUGUUCCAGAUCAAGGACCCAAGCAUCAUUGUUUCCCACGAGCUCUUAGAGACGGACACGACGUCAUGCCACACUAUCAAAUCGACGGCCAGCAGUCGCACCUUGACUUUUGCCGUGAAGCAAGAUCCCCUCUAUCUCGUAGAAGUCGCCGAUUAUCUGGUCAAGGACGAGUUGACUCAGAUACAUAAGCUCCAGAAACAGCUGCCAGAAUCUCCAGCGCCGCCCCGCAGGAACAGCAUCAAGAUUGCCGAGCGUCUGUCUUCCUUCAGGGUCAACGUCGCAAUGUUCCUAGACGAGUACCGCAUCAGUGUCCCAUUGCUGCAGUCAAUGACCUACAACAUCUCUGGCGUUGUAGCGCGCGCAGCUGUGGCUGCCAACUUUGGAAAGGAACUCAUAUUUGACUUUGACGUAAAGGAGAACUCUCACGAAGUCCGCAUGGACGUCAGAGACCGUCAGCGCAGCAUAUCGCUUCUCCGUAUCCCGCCGACCAAUGGUCGCAUCGUCAGUCACAUGGGCCAGGGGGAGCACUCGGUGUCGGUGUUUGGCUCUGUCGAGCUUAUGCAGCUGGACGCCUCUGCGGUCUACAGCCUUUUAACCGCUCUCAACCGACCCCAGAUCUCUAGUGCCGUCAACGAGCUUCAAGAGGGUACAAAGGCGAUUCAGGGCCACAUUAGCGAAAUCUUUGGCGAAAAGGCCAUCACCAAAGAGAAGCCGUCGCCGCCUGAACCCGACUCGAGUCUCAUCUACACCAUCCAUCUCACCUUGGCCGGGAUUGAAGUGUUUGGAAACACGCCCCUCGUGUCUGAAAAGGAUCCUACAGCGUGCCUCUCCUUCAAGCUGGACAGAGUGCACCUGGAAGUGGCCAACCGUCACGGGUCUCACGGGCCGAUCCUGGCUCAACCAGAACUACACAUCAACCUGCGUCAAAUUCUCAUUGAUGUGCAGAAGGGCAGGGACAACGCCAUGAGGUCCUGUGGCAGCCUCGCUCUCGGCGCUCUCAUCUCGAUGAAUACGCGGUGCACCGAAGACGGCACCGAAGAAAGGUCAUUCAACUUUAGAAGCGACGGUCUAGAGAUCGAGCUGUCCCCGGAAACCGUCUCAACGGUAGUGGCCGCUCUAGGCUACAUGGGUGACAAGAUCAAGGACCUCGAUACGUCGCGCGAGCUCGAGUACCUGCGCAAGAUCCGACAGACUCGGCCUCGCAUUGCCAUUAAUGAUCAGGAAGAGGCAGAGGAACCCGACAUCAUUGACUCGUUCUUGUCGUCGAUUGUGUACCGCUUCGAGGUGCGCGACACGCAGAUUUCAUGGCUCGUUGGCGACCCCUCGGACGAGCUACUACCGUUGGCGGGCAGCAAGGAAGACCUCAUUCUGUCCGUUCAGCUUGUCAGCUUCGGGACACGCCAGACCAAAUCAGCCAGGCUCUCCAUUGAAAACUUCCAGCUCCAGAUGGUCCCUCCCGGCCAGGACAAGAGUCUCAGAUCGCUUCACUCGGCGCUGCUUCCCGAGGUCGUCUUCAACAUCGCCUACGUGUCCAAUCCAAACACCCGCAGCUUGGCCUUCCAGGCAGUGGGCAAGUCGCUCGACCUCCGCCUGACCUCGGGCUUCAUCAUUCCUGCUGCGAUCCUCAAAGAUUCCAUCAGCCUUUCCAUGCAGAACGUGCAGAGAGCGUCUCAAAACUGGACUACCGGGACCGCACCGCCCAAGGUCGAAAAGGUGGACGAGAUCAAGGAACCGGCGCCACCGCAGAGAAGCAUACUCGGCACAAAACGGCUAGAGUCUCUGCUGGUGGACGCUGACUUUUCGGGUGCCGUGGUCUAUGUAUCAGGAAAGAAGCCAACAGACGGACUCCGUGGGAGCUCCAGGACCGGACGGCCUUCAUUGGCAGGCAAGUAUGGUCAGUUCAGCACGGAUGACACGGGAAGCAGCACUGUUCUCAGAUCACCAGGUCUGGCCUGGAAGUUCGAGUAUCGCGACAACGGAAACGAAGACCCUUCUUUGUACGGCGAGAUCAAGAUUGACGCCUCGAGCAACAUCUUGUACCCGUCUGUGGUGCCCCUCAUCAUGGACAUGACAACCAGCGUCAAAGAAGUCGUGGGCAAGGACAAGGAUACGCCUGCGUCAGCGGCAGCCCAGACUCCGGCAGCAGCGGCGAAGCCCAAGGCUGGCAAUGAGGAUAAUAUUCUCACUGCUGAUCCAAACGCCGUCAUUGGACGUCUGAAGCUGAACCUGGGACUGCGCAUCUGCCGUCAGGAGUUUUCGCUAAGCUGUCAGCCCAUUGCACGUGUGGCUGCCACGACUUGCUUUGACGAUAUCUACUUCACCGUCAACACGGUGCGCUCACAGGAACAAGGCAACUUCUUUUCCAUCUCAGGAGCCUUCUCCAAGCUGCAAGCGUCCGUCCAGCAUGUAUAUUCGCGAGAGUCUACAGGAAGCUUUGACGUCGACUCGAUCGUGCUGUCGCUGAUGAACAGCAAGCAUGUUAGCGGAACGAGCGGCGUGUCUGCCAUUCUCAAGGUCAGCCCGAUGACCGUCUCCAUCAACGCCAAGCAGCUUCAAGACUUUUUGCUGUUCCGCGAAAUUUGGUACCCGACGGAGCUGCGGAAUACCACGACGGCUCCGGUCGCCAAACUCAACACGGAAACAUCACAACAAGGCCACUUGGUGCAGAGAUAUCAGCAGGUGGCCGCCACAGCAGCGUUCCCCUGGACGGCGACCAUUUCGAUAACAUCUCUUGAUGUCAGCGUAGACAUGGGUCAGGCCAUUGGCAAGUCGGUCUUUGCCAUCAAGGAGUUCUGGGUCUCGUCAAAAAAGACGUCGGACUGGGAGCAAAACCUGUGCCUGGGCUUCGAAAAGAUUGGCAUAGACUGCACAGGCCGGUUGAGCGGCUUCAUCGCACUGCAAAAGUUCCAGCUGCGGACAUCCAUCCAGUGGCCAGAGCGAGAGGCGGCGCUCAACGAAACGCCCCUGGUACAAGCAUCCAUUGGAUUCAGCCAGUUCAGGGUGAAGGCCGCCUUUGACUACCAGGCGUUCCUCGUCGCCGACAUAACAUCUCUCGAGCUCCUCAUGUACAAUGUUCGACGCAGUCUCGAAGGCACCGGUGAUAGGCUCGUCGCCAUCUUUGACGGAGACGCAGUGCAAAUCUUUGGCACCACGACGUCGGCAGCACAGGCCGUAUCGCUCUACCAAGCGUUCCAAAAACUCAUACAGGAGAGGCGCGCCAACUUUGAAAUGUCGUUGCAAGAGAUUGAGAAAUUCAUGAGGAGGAGAUCCUACCAAAGCGCCGCCUUGUCUCCCCAUCUCACAAGCGCGCCAAAGCUUCCAGCCGAAGACACGCUGUCGAAAGCGCCCAUCUCGCUGGAUACAGAUGUUGUUGUUACACUUAAGGCACUGAACUUGGGCGUGUUCCCGAGCACAUUUUCGGAUCAUCAAGUGUUCAAGAUGGAGGCUCUCGGCGCGGAAGCGCGAUUCGCGGCCAGCAUCGAGCAGCGGCGCGUCCACAGCAUCUUGGCACUCACCCUCGGACAGCUGCGGAUCGGACUCGCGGGUGUCAGGAACAUUGAAGCGCCCAAGACGCUCAGCGAGAUCUCCGUGGAAGACGUUGUCGAGCGAGCCACGGGAUCGCGCGGCGGAACCAUUCUCAAAGUGCCCAAGGUCGGCGCCGUGAUGCAGACGUGGCAGACACCAAACCGCAACCGCAUCGACUACAUCUUCAAGAGCGCGUUCGAGGGCAAGGUGGAGGUGGGAUGGAACUACUCGCGCAUCAGCUACAUCCGCGGCAUGUGGGCGAGCCACGCCAAAUCGCUGGAGCAGACGUGGGGCAAAGAGCUUCCGCUCACGGCGGCGCUCACGGCGAUCAAGGUGACGGGCGUACCGGACGCCGACACGGAAGGGGGAGGAGGAGGAGGCGACGGGCAUGCGGGCGGGGGACCGUCGCAGCAGCAAAAGAUCACGGCCGAGGUCAACGUUCCGCAGUCCAAGUACGACUACGUUGCGCUGGAGCCGCCGAUUAUCGAGACGCCUCAGUUGAGGGACAUGGGCGAGGCGACGCCGCCGCUGGAGUGGAUCGGGCUUCACAGGGACCGGUUGCCGAAUCUGACGCACCAGAUUGUGAUUGUGGCGUUGCUUGAGUUGGCCGGGGAGGUGGAGGAUGCGUAUUCAAAGAUUCUGGGGUCAUGA